Molecule: messenger RNA, 2419 nt
Organism: Suncus etruscus (white-toothed pygmy shrew)
Lineage: Eukaryota; Metazoa; Chordata; Mammalia; Eulipotyphla; Soricidae
Gene: SLITRK1
Product: SLIT and NTRK like family member 1
Exons: 2
Coding region: 75-2168 (697 amino acids)
Biological process (GO): axonogenesis; positive regulation of synapse assembly; regulation of presynapse assembly
Cellular component (GO): GABA-ergic synapse; glutamatergic synapse; postsynaptic density membrane
Molecular function (GO): protein binding
Source: RefSeq, a predicted model, not a curated record
UUGUAGCAGAGAGGCAAGGAUGGUGGUCGCUGUUACUUUGUGAGGAGAUCGGGGAUGAAUUGCUCGCUUUAAAAAUGCUGCUUUGGAUUUUGUUGCUGGAGACGUCUCUUUGUUUUGCCGCUGGAAACGUGACAGGGGACGUUUGCAAAGAGAAGAUCUGUGCCUGCAAUGAGAUAGAAGGGGACCUGCACGUAGACUGUGAAAAAAAGGGUUUUACAAGUCUGCAGCGUUUCACCGCCCCGACUUCUCAGUUUUAUCAUCUAUUUCUGCAUGGCAAUUCCCUCACUCGACUUUUCCCUAAUGAGUUUGCUAACUUUUAUAAUGCGGUUAGUUUGCACAUGGAAAACAAUGGCUUGCAUGAAAUCGUCCCCGGGGCUUUUCUGGGGCUGCAGCUGGUGAAAAGACUGCACAUCAACAACAAUAAGAUCAAGUCUUUUCGGAAGCAGACUUUUCUGGGGCUGGACGAUCUGGAAUAUCUCCAGGCUGAUUUUAAUUUAUUACGGGAUAUAGAUCCGGGGGCCUUCCAGGACUUGAACAAGUUGGAGGUACUCAUUUUAAAUGACAAUCUCAUCAGCACCCUACCUGCCAACGUGUUCCAGUAUGUCCCCAUCACCCACCUCGACCUGCGAGGAAACAGGCUGAAAACCCUGCCUUACGAGGAGGUCUUGGAACAAAUCCCGGGCAUUGCUGAGAUCCUGCUAGAGGAUAACCCGUGGGACUGCACCUGUGAUCUGCUGUCCCUGAAAGAAUGGCUGGAAAACAUCCCCAAAAAUGCCCUGAUCGGAAGAGUGGUGUGCGAAGCCCCCACUAGACUGCAGGGGAAAGACCUCAAUGAAACCACUGAGCAGGACUUGUGUCCUUUGAAAAACAGAGUGGAUUCUAGUCUCCCAGCGCCCCCUGCCCAAGAAGAGACCUUGGUCCCUGGCCCCCUGCCAACUCCCUUCAAGAUAAAUGGGCUGGAAGAUCAUGCCACCCCAGGGUCUGCUCCAAACGGAGGUACAAAGAUCCCAGGCAACUGGCAGAUCAAAAUCAGACCCACGGCGGCGAUAGCCACUGGCAGUGCCCGCCACAAGCCCCCGGCCCAUGGCUUGACCUGCCCGGGGGGCUGCAGUUGCGACCAAGUCCUCCCGGGGUCCGGGUUAAAGAUGAAUUGCAACAACCGGAACGUGAGCAGCUUGGCUGAUCUGAAACCCAAGCUCCCCAACGUGCAAGAGCUUUUCCUGCGAGAUAAUAAGAUCCACAGCAUCCGCAAGUCACACUUUGUGGAUUACAAGAACCUCAUUCUUUUGGACCUGGGCAACAAUAACAUCGCCACGGUGGAGAACAACACUUUCAAGAACCUCUUGGACCUUAGGUGGCUGUACAUGGAUAGCAACUACCUGGACACGCUGUCCCGGGAGAAAUUUGCGGGGUUGCAGAACCUCGAGUACCUAAACGUGGAGUACAACGCCAUCCAGCUCAUUCUGCCUGGCACCUUCCACGCCAUGCCUAAACUGAGGAUCCUCAUCCUCAACAACAACUUGCUGAGGUCCCUCCCGGUGGAUGUGUUCGCGGGGGUGUCUCUCUCCAAGCUCAGCCUGCACAAUAAUUACUUCAUGUACCUGCCCGUGGCAGGGGUGCUGGACCAGUUGACCUCCAUCAUCCAGAUCGACUUGCACGGGAACCCCUGGGAAUGCUCCUGCACCAUUGUGCCUUUUAAGCAAUGGGCAGAGCGCCUGGGCUCCGAAGUGCUCCUGAGCGACCUCAAGUGCGAGACACCCGUGAACUUCUUUCGCAAGGAUUUCAUGCUCCUCGCCAACGAUGACAUCUGUCCCCAGCUGUACGCCAGGAUCUCGCCCACGGUCCCCGCGCACAGUAAAAACAGCACCGGGUUGGCGGAGACCGGGACGCACUCCAAUUCCUACCUAGACACCAGUAGGGUGUCCAUCUCCGUGCUGGUACCCGGACUGCUUCUGGUGUUUGUCACCUCUGCCUUCACCGUCGUGGGCAUGCUGGUGUUUAUCCUGAGGAACAGAAAACGGUCUAAGAGAAGGGAUGCCAACUCUUCGGCGUCCGAAAUCAACUCCCUCCAGACCGUCUGUGACUCUUCUUACUGGCACAAUGGGCCUUACAACGCAGAUGGGGCGCACAGGGUUUAUGACUGUGGCUCGCACUCGCUUUCAGACUAAAAACAACAACAACAACAACAACAACAACAAAAAGAGACACUCAUCUGGGAGGGAGCGCACAGCCUAGCCCCCAAACCCCAAAGACUGGGGGAAGGAGGAAUGGCUCCCUCUCCAUCCCCUCCCACGCAACCCCAAUAACCACUAGGGGUUCACUGGAGCUCUCCCCCUUUUCACACAUCCUAUCUAAGCUCUGCGCACUCGAGGCUGGAGAGACCGAAGUCAGUAAAUAGUUCUUGCAAAAAAAAAAAAAA